This is a messenger RNA of Coniophora puteana RWD-64-598 SS2, 999 nucleotides long. RefSeq lists its product as uncharacterized. The coding region runs from base 1 to 648 and encodes 215 amino acids. The transcript has 3 exons. The record is from RefSeq and is a predicted model, not a curated record. NCBI's taxonomy places the organism in Eukaryota, Fungi, Basidiomycota, Agaricomycetes, Boletales, Coniophoraceae.
AUGUCUCCAACUGCAUUUCCCGGGGCGCCUACCCCCACCAACACCGGCUCCUCGAUGGCGUCGUCGUCGCAUCCUGCUGGCAAGGAAAAGACGGUCCCGUUCGCUCUUCUGGGUGUCUUUGGCUUCGUCGCGGUCUUUGGCAUAGCUGCCUUCAUCGGGAAGUGGUACUCUGCCAGAAUUAAGCAGCGGAAGAUCAUAGCAGCGAGGAAGGAGCGGCGGACAUCCAGAGGUAAACAGAGCAAACAGAGCUCCCGACGCAAGCGGCAGGGGAGCUGGGUGAAGCUAGCGAACAAAGAGGUCGACGAGCAGACUCCCCUGCCGACGAGACCACGGAUCGGCGCCUCUCCGUCCCCCAGUACACCUCCUCGCAGUCCCGCUCCCGCCCGGACACCCCGUCUCAACAAAUCUGCCUUCCUCUCCCGGCCUGAGAUCUCUUCUCCCUUGGCAAUGGACCCACUGAGCCCGUUCCAGAGCAACGAACCAACAGCGAAAACCCCCUCUGCAAGCACAUCAGACAGCCCCCGCUCUCCGUUGCUGACGUCACAGGAUAUCAAAUCGUCGGCGCCUACGAUGGCCGAACGGCGGGUGCGGCAGAUGCGGUCCAAUCCGAAGCUCUCUCCCGUGCAAAAGGCAACGCCAUUGCUAUAAGCGCGCCGAUCGCCCCAAGCAACCGACUAGUCGCGCUCGAUGGCUCAGAAGCUUCUAUAGAACUGCAGCUGGCACGUUGGAAUUCUUUUUUACCGUAUCUUGUGUCGUCGCAUGUAGUGAUACCCGCCGGCUCUGCGAGCCUAAUUCGAAUACCGAGCCGAAGCUUCUGAAACCGGGUCCGGGCUGUCUCGUCUUUGGCCUCUGACCAUCUGUGCUUCUCGACUUCUUUUUCCCUCUUUUGUGCUCGCUGGGUGCUCUUUGGAAUGCGCCAACGUAUGCUGGCCUCUUCCCCGCGGUCUUGACGCCGCCACAUGGACUCUUGGAGCCUGGAGUGCUCCCCGAUUCGGACUU